Molecule: messenger RNA, 1020 nt
Organism: Eptesicus fuscus (big brown bat)
Lineage: Eukaryota; Metazoa; Chordata; Mammalia; Chiroptera; Vespertilionidae
Gene: CCDC172
Product: coiled-coil domain containing 172
Exons: 8
Coding region: 10-786 (258 amino acids)
Cellular component (GO): cytoplasm
Source: RefSeq, a predicted model, not a curated record
GGGGCCGCCAUGAGCCUGGAGUCCUUGUUCCAGCACAUCCUCUCCUCCGAGCACCGGGCCCAGGAGGGCCGCCGCCUGAUGCGAGAAGUCCGGUCGGAGAUCAGCAGAUGCCGCGACAACAUGAGGAAAGCGGCCGAGGAGCUGAAUGAAGAGAAAAUCAAGCUGGAAUCCAAGGUUCAGCAGUUUUGUGAAAAAUCCUCCCUCUUACAGCUUUUGAAAACUCAUGAAAAUGCCUUAGAAAGACAGUGCAGUGAAAUUAUAAACCACAGGAGUAUGCUUCUCCAAACCUUUGAGGCUACUAAGAAAAAAGUGAUAGAGGAGGAGGAAAAAUUUAUUAAGGAAAUUACGGACUUCAAUAAUGAAUAUGAAAUAACAAAGAAAAGAGAGCUUUUGAUGAAAGAAAAUGUCAAGAUUGAAAUAUCUGACUUAGAAAACCAGGCAAACAUUUUGAAAAAGGAAAUGCAGUCAAUGGAACAUGACAGUGGCCAGUUAAAUGAACUUCAAAAACAAAAGAAUGAAUUAAUGCAGGAACUGUUUACUCUGCAGAGAAAUCUUAAAGUUUUUGAAGAGAAAAAGAAUGAAGCCAUUUGUACUACCAAAUGCCUAGAGGCAGAAAAAAUAAAAAUCAGUGAAAAGCCUCAAAAUGAUGCUGAAUGCUUAAGACUUAAAAAGGAAUUAGAACUUUAUAAGGAAGAGGACAUGCAAAGUGUUUAUGAAGCUCUCCAAACAGAAAUAGAAUUUUUGGAGUUGACAUUGGCACAGAAAGAUCUUCAGGAAAAUAAAUAACGUGUAGAGAAUUGAUGAGCUACCCGAGAUUUGAUCAAAGCAUCUUAGAAGCAAAUUUUUGUGAUAGAUAAUGAAUGAUACUCAUUACAGUAGAUUCUUGUGGAAAAUGUGAGGUUCAGAAUGUUCAAAGUUGUUGAUGUCUAGAAUUGGUUCAGACCAAUACAUAUUUCUGGUCUUAUUACUUGCUGGAACUUGAAGGGUUCUCAUGUGGUUUGAUUUUGUUUCUAAAGGAAG